AUGCCUUCGGAACAAGGACACCGCCUCUACGUCAAGGGUCGCCACCUGAGCUACCAGCGUUCCAAGCACGCUCUCAACCCCAACACGAGCUUGGUCAAGAUCGAGGGUGUUGAUGACACCAAGUCCGCCAACUUCUACCUUGGCAAGAAGGUCGCUUUCGUUUACCGGGCCAAGCGUGAGGUCCGCGGCUCCAACAUUCGGGUGAUCUGGGGCAAGGUCACCCGCCCACACGGCAACUCCGGUGUUGUCCGGGCUAAGUUCCGCAACAACCUCCCCCCAAGUCCUUCGGCGCUACCGUCCGCGUUAUGCUCUACCCCUCCAACAUCUAAACGGCUUCUUUGUGUUGUUUUUGUGGGCGAUUCCCUUUACGCGCAGACGGUCGGUCAGGCAAGGAAAAGUCGACGGAACGAGCCGAUGUUGAUUUGA
Penicillium canescens is the source of this 426-nucleotide messenger RNA. RefSeq names its product 60S ribosomal eL33 domain-containing protein. The transcript is spliced from 5 exons. The coding region runs from base 1 to 426 and encodes 141 amino acids. Gene Ontology annotation, cellular component: cytosolic large ribosomal subunit; ribosome. Gene Ontology annotation, molecular function: structural constituent of ribosome. Gene Ontology annotation, biological process: cytoplasmic translation; ribosomal large subunit biogenesis. The record is from RefSeq and is a predicted model, not a curated record. NCBI's taxonomy places the organism in Eukaryota, Fungi, Ascomycota, Eurotiomycetes, Eurotiales, Aspergillaceae.